Messenger RNA from Python bivittatus (Burmese python), 1245 nucleotides. The record is from RefSeq and is a predicted model, not a curated record. NCBI's taxonomy places the organism in Eukaryota, Metazoa, Chordata, Lepidosauria, Squamata, Pythonidae.
CUCCACCAUUUUUUGCGGCAAGUGUCCUUCAACAACAGUGCUGGAGAACAGAUUUCUUUUGGCCCCAGUGGGGAAUUCCUAACUGGUUUUGAUAUUCUCAAUUGGAUCACAUUCCCAAACAAGUCCUUUCUGAGAGUCCAAGUGGGAAAGAUCGAUCCCAUGGCUGCCCCAGACAAUCUUCUCACCAUUUCUCAGAAGGAUAUCAUUUGGUCCCACAUGUUUAAUCAGGCAUUACCUCUUUCCAUAUGUAAUGACAAAUGUCACUUAGGCUAUAACAAGAUAAAACUAGAAGGGAAAUUAUCUUGCUGCUAUGACUGUGCACUGUGCCCAGAAGGGAAGAUUGCCAACCAAAUGGAUUCAGAAGAUUGUUUCUCAUGUCCAGAGGACCAAUAUCCAAGCAAGGAUCAGGGUAGUCAUCUUCAAAAAAAUAUAGUUUACUUGUCUUUCCAAGAUCCUUUGGGCAUUUCCUUGGUAAUAAUUGCAGUCUCCUUUUCUUUCAUCACAACUUUGGUACUGGGGAUCUUCAUUAAACAGCGAGACACCCCCAUAGUCAAAGCCAACAAUAGGAAUCUCACAUAUACCCUUCUCAUUGCUCUCCUCCUCUCCUUCCUUUGCAGUUUGCUCUUCAUUGGGCAACCUGACCAAGUGAAAUGUCUCAUGCGACAAACUGCUUUUGGCAUCAUCUUCUCUGUAGCCAUUUCAUGCGUACUGGGGAAAACGACUAUAGUUGUUCUUGCUUUCAUGGCCCACAAGCCAGGCUCCAAAAUGAGGAAAUGGGUGGGGAAAGGGCUGGCCAACUCCAUUGUUGUUUCUUGCUGCCUGGUUCAGGUCACAAUUUGUGUUGUGUGGCUAGCAAUUUCUCCACCAUUCCCGGACUCUGACAUCCAUUCAAUGGCUGAAGACAUUGUCAUGGAAUGUAAUGAAGGUUCAACCACUAUGUUUUAUACUGUCCUUGGAUUUAUGGGUUUCUUGACGACUACCAGUUUCACAGUGGCUUUCCUUGCUAGGAAUUUACCUGACAGCUUCAAUGAAGCCAAAUUUAUCACCUUCAGCAUGUUGGUCUUUUGCAGUGUUUGGAUGUCUUUUGUUCCAACUUAUCUGAGCACCAAGGGGAAAUACAUGGUGGCGGUGGAGAUCUUCUCCAUUUUGGCUUCAGCAGCACUGGGCUGCAUCUUUUCCCCCAAAUGCUACAUCAUUAUUAUAAGGCCUGAUUUGAAUAAAAAGGAGCAACUACUAAAGAAAUAA